CCGAGAAGGUGACUUCUCUGGGGAAGGACUGGCACCGUCCCUGCUUGAGAUGCGAGAAGUGUAACAAGACCCUGACGUCUGGAGGCCACGCAGAG
Messenger RNA from Phaethon lepturus (White-tailed tropicbird), 95 nucleotides. RefSeq names its product cysteine-rich protein 1. NCBI's taxonomy places the organism in Eukaryota, Metazoa, Chordata, Aves, Phaethontiformes, Phaethontidae. Gene Ontology annotation, biological process: intrinsic apoptotic signaling pathway in response to DNA damage; regulation of gene expression. The annotation marks the transcript as partial. The transcript has a single exon. The record is from RefSeq and is a predicted model, not a curated record. Gene Ontology annotation, molecular function: zinc ion binding.